Alnus glutinosa is the source of this 3498-nucleotide messenger RNA. RefSeq names its product protein SMAX1-LIKE 4-like. The transcript has 3 exons. Bases 297 to 3395 code for a protein of 1032 amino acids. The record is from RefSeq and is a predicted model, not a curated record. NCBI's taxonomy places the organism in Eukaryota, Viridiplantae, Streptophyta, Magnoliopsida, Fagales, Betulaceae.
UUUUCUAAAGCUCAAACUAGGCUCCAAAGCUCUCAAAGCUAGCUCUUCUUUCAAAAACCUGACCAUCUAUUUCCUGUUAACGUAGUGUGAUAUCAUUCAAGCCUUAAAACCCAGGAGGGUAGUUUCUGUUUCCUCUGUUUUGUUUUCAAAGCAUCUCUGCAGGUUUUAGUGAGAGUGGGAGGGGUGGUGUUGAGGGAUAAGAAAUAAGAGAAGAAAAGAAGGAAGAAGUAGUUUUCAUCCUCAGAAAAGAAAGUGUUCUCAAAAGGGGGUGUAGGGGGGUGGGUUUUAGCCAAGUGAUGCGCUCAGGAGUUUGUGCGGCACAGCAGACCCUCACAGCGGAGGCUGCUUCAGUUUUGAAGCAUUCUCUCAGCCUGGCAAGGAGGAGAGGCCAUGCUCAGGUCACUCCUCUCCAUGUGGCUGCAACUUUGCUGAGUUCAAGAGCCAGUCUUUUGAGAAGGGCUUGUCUCAAAUCUCAGCCACACCACACAUCAUCGCAUCCUCUCCAAUGCAGAGCUCUUGAACUUUGCUUCAAUGUGGCUCUCAACAGGCUGCCAACCGCGCCUGCUCCUCUGCUCCAAUGCCAGCCAUCUCUCUCCAAUGCUCUAAUUGCAGCACUGAAAAGAGCUCAGGCGCACCAAAGAAGGGGCUGCAUAGAACAACAGCAACAGCAGCCGCUUUUAACCAUAAAAGUUGAGGUAGAACAACUUAUCAUAUCCAUCUUAGAUGAUCCUAGCGUCAGUAGGGUUAUGAGAGAGGCUGGUUUCUCAAGCACUUCUGUCAAGAACAACAUAGAGGACUCUUCAGCCACUUCUGUUUUUCAGUGUUAUAACAGUUCUGGUGGGGUUUUUUCUUCACCUUGCUCACCUUCUCCUGCUGACACCCAGAGAGAAAUCAUCAAUCCUAGCACUUUCUGGCAGACCCAUUUCUUGACUUACUCUUCUGAUAUAAACCCACUUCUCUUUUCCCCUCAAAAGAAAUUUCCAACCAACCCCAUCACAGGUGGUUUAGCCUCUGUGAAGGAAGAUGUCAAGUUGGUCUUUGAGGUGCUUCUGAGGAACAACAAGAGAAGGAACACUGUGAUAGUUGGUGACUCACUGCUCAUCACUGAAGGCAUAGUAGCAGAGUUAAUGUCAAGGCUUGAGAGAGGAGAAGUUCCUGAAGAGCUGAAAUCAACCCAUUUCAUCAAAUUUCAGUUUGCACCAGUUUCUUUAAGAUUCAUGAAGAAGGAAGAUGUGGAGAUGAACCUUUCAGAACUUAAAAGAAAGGUGCAUUCUCUUGCAUCAUCAGGAGGUGGAGCCAUUGUUUACACUGGUGACCUGAAAUGGACGGUUGAGACAAAUUUUAAUGAGAGAGAAGCGUCAGAUUAUAACCCAGUUGAUCAUCUUGUUGCGGAAAUAGGAAGGUUAGUCUCUGACUAUGGCAGCUCAAACACAAAGGUUUGGUUAAUGGCAACUGCAAGUUACCAGACAUACAUGAAGUGCCAAAUAAGGCAACCUCCUCUUGAGGUUCAAUGGGCUCUUCAAGCAGUUUCUGUUCCAUCAGGUGGACUUGGUUUAAGCCUCCAUGGUUCCAGUGUGCUUGAUUCAAAGAUAACCUUCUCCCAGAACCCAUGUCAAGUGUUGGAAGCAAAGCCAUUUAGUAGCAAGGAGGAACAAGAUAAGCUCACUUGCUGUGCAGAAUGUGCCUCAAAUUAUGAAAAAGAAGCUCAGUUGUUCAAAUCUGGCCAGCAAAAGCUCUUGCCACCCUGGCUGCAACCCCGUGGGACUGAAGCCCGUCAAAAGGAUGAAUUGGUUGAGUUGAGAAGAAAGUGGAACAGACAGUGCCAGAGCCUACACCAUGGCAGGCAUGCUCAAAGCCAUAUCAGCUCCACUCUGUACAGCAAUGAAGGCCUAACUGGAAAGAGCUACGCCUAUUCUUCAUCUUGCUGGCCAAGACAGAACAGCAUCUUCCCUGAUUCGAACUCGAUUUCCUUUGCGAACAAUUCAGCUUUGAAGUCCACGAACAGCUCCAAUCUCUUCCCUCGAUUCAGACGGCAACAGUCGUGCAGUACCAUUGAAUUCAAUUUCAAUGGCGGUACCGAGAAACACCAAUCAGCGGAACCGCGCUUGGAUUCUCUUAAAGACAUUGAUGGUAAGGAACUGAAGAUCACUCUUGCUCUGGGCAAUUCUCUUUUUUCUGAUUCAGCAGAAUUGGUGGAACGGAAAAGUGAACGAACAAUGCAACGAGCUGAUACAUGUAAGCUACUGCAAGAGAAUGUGCCGUGGCAAUCCGAAACCACUCCUUCAAUAGCAGAAGCCUUGAUCGAAUCGAAGCUGGCGAAGCAGGAGACAUGGUUACUAAUUCAGGGGAAUGACUGGAUAGGAAAAAGAAGGCUGGCGCGAGCAAUUGCAGAAUCCAUUUUCGGGUCUGCUGAUUUGGUCCUCCACAUGAACAUGACAAAAAGAGCAAAUGAAGUGAUCCCCUGUUCUGAAGUCCUCGCGAAAGCCUUGGAAAACAACGGAAAGCUCGUCGUCUUUGUGGAAGAUAUUGAUCUGGCGGAUGCCCAGUUCAUGAAAUUCCUUGCUGAUCGAUAUGAAACAGGAAAGUAUGGAGAAUCAAGCAAAGGAGAGGGUGGUGCUGUAGGCCAAGCAAUAUUUUUGUUGACUAAGGGCGGUUCCACGAGCUAUGAAGAAAAAAAGAAUCAAGAGUCUGUGAUUAGCCUGAACUUGAGAAUCAAUGAAUCAAUGAAUCAGAGCUAUAACUUCGAUCACAAGCGCAAACACGAGUGGGAUUUGUCAAGCAAGACAAAGACUGCAAGAUUUGAAGAAAAGGAAGAUAUUUCAUCUUCUGUAGCUGGCGAGAACGGCGGCAUCAGCAAGAAAGACUUCUCAAGGCAAUCAAGCUUCAGUACCCUUGAUCUGAACAUUGGAGCCGAUGAUCAGAACGAUGAAAGCGACGAUAAACCAGGGGAGUACAGCCCCAUUUCGAGCGACUUGACUCGUGAAACCACCACCGAUCCCCGUAGCCCAAAUGGGUUUCUGGAGCUGAUCGAGAACCGCUUCGUUUUCGAUCGGAGCCCCGCCCGGGAUAGAGAGAUGAUAGAGCUUUUCAUGUCGAAGAUCAAAGGGUCGUUCUUGGAGGUUUGUGGGAAGAAAAAUGCGGAAAGUUUUGUUGUUGAAGAGAGGGUGUUAGAUGAGGUGUUGGUUGGGUCUGCUUCGUUUCCCAACAGCUUGUUUGAGAAAUGGCUGAAAGACAUUUUUCAAACGAGCUUGCAACUAACUGUCAAAUUUGGCGGGAAGGAGGAGGGUAUGGGUGUUGUUAAGCUGUGUUUGGGUGGCGGCAAAGGAGAUGGGAUUUUGGAGGAGGAUGGCUUCAUGGGCUCAUGUCUACCCAAGAAAGUAUCUUUCAUGGACUGAGUGGUUUUUCUUUUUUCUUUUUCUUUUUUUUUUUUCUUUUUUUUUUUUUUGUGUAAAAUCUUUCACAAAUGAAAGUAAGUGGCCACAGUAUCCUCUUAUGUAA